AUGGGUUGCUUUCAGAGUAAACACCUUCCACAAUCCGAUCUCGUCCCCGAUCAAAAGCCAGGAACGAUUCUGGGGAUUCUGGGGAAGCCAUUAGAAGACUUCAGCAAGCUUUACACAAUGGGAAACGAACUGGGCAAAGGCGGCUUCGGCGUAACUUACAUGUGCGAGGAGAAACUCACAGGCCACAGCUACGCCGUCAAAUCCAUACCCAAGAGGAAGCUAAUCAGCGAAGACGACAAAAAAGCUGUCAACACUGAGAUCGAGAUAUUGAAAGACCUCUCGGGAGUCUCCAACAUCGUGCAGAUAAAGGAUUCUCACGAGGAUAAGAAUUUCGUUUACAUCGUGAUGGAAUUGUGCUGCGGCGGUGAGUUGUUCGACAAAAUCGAAGCUUUGGUCAAGUCUGAUGACUACUACUCGGAGAGAGACGCUGCUGAGAUCUUCAAGUCGAUUGUGAACGCCGUGCAGAUUUGCCACUCGGUGGAUGUCGUUCAUCGGGAUCUCAAGCCGGAGAAUUUCUUGUUCUCGAGUGAGGAUAAAGCUAAUGCUAAGCUCAAAGCAAUCGAUUUUGGUUGUUCUGUUUACAUCAAAGAAGGAACGGAAUUGAAGGAUAUAGUUCGUAGUGAAUACUAUGUUGCUCCUGAAGUGUUAGAGGGGAAAAGCUAUGGGAAAGAGAUUGAUAUUUGGAGUGCAGGUGCUAUGUUGUACCUCUUGCUUAGUGGUGCACCACCGUUUGGGAGUGAUGAUGAGAUUAAGGAAGGGAAGCUUGAUUUUGAUAGACAACCAUGGCCUUCUAUAUGUUUGAGUGCAAAAGAUCUUAUCAAGAAGAUGCUCAACAAAGACCAAAAGAAAAGAAUCUCUGCUGCAAAGGUUCUUGAACAUCCUUGGAUCAAGAGUGAAGCUUCAGAUAAGCCUAUUGAUGGCCUUGUUUUAUCCCGUUUGAAGCAAUUCCGAGCUAUGAACAAGCUUAAGAAACUAGCUCUUAAGGUUAUCGCAGAGGGUCUAUCGGAAGAAGAAAUCAAAGGACUUAAAGUCAUGUUUGAGACUAUGGACAGCGACAGAAGCGGGUCAAUCACUUGUGAAGAACUCAAAACCGGACUGCACAGACUUGGCUCUAAGCUCUCUGAAGCUGAAGUUAAGCAACUCAUGGAAGCAGCUGAUGUGGAUGGAAAUGGAACAAUAGACUACAUAGAGUUUAUCUCAGCGACGAUGCAUAGACACAGAUUGGAACGAGACGAACAUUUGCACAAAGCAUUCCAAUACUUUGAUAAAGAUGGCAGCGGGCACAUAACUAAAGAGGAGUUGGAGAUAGCCAUGAAGGAGCAUGGUAUGGGAGAUGAAGCUUGUGCCAUAGAAAUUAUAUCAGAAGUCGAUAAGGAUAAUGACGGAAAAAUAGACUAUGAGGAAUUUUGUGCGAUGAUGAGAAAUGGAAACUUGCAGCCACAUGCGAAACUUAUAGUACAUUGA
Molecule: messenger RNA, 1464 nt
Organism: Microthlaspi erraticum
Lineage: Eukaryota; Viridiplantae; Streptophyta; Magnoliopsida; Brassicales; Brassicaceae
Source: the annotation of a GenBank genome assembly